UAUAUAUAUAUAUAUAUAUAUAUUAAGUCCAUUAACUCUCGCUCUGCCUUAGGGCUGGGCGAUACAGCUAAAAAUCUUAUGAUAUAAUGUUUCAUUCAUUUAGUAUCUAUGAAAAACUUUUAUAACCUUUUUAAACAAAGACCAAUAGAAAAAGGUUUGAAUUUAACCACUGUGUUUUUAAUUUACCCAAUUUAUUAAUGCAAAUAACAAUUUUAGUUUCAACAGUCAAACACAACAUAAAAUUUUAACAAACAUAUUAUUUCUUAUAUAUUAUUUGAAGAUUUAAAAAGUGUUAAACUUUUGGAUUGUCUCCUGAGGCCACAAGAGGGUGCAAUGAGCAAAUAAAUAAAAAAAAUAAUACCACAUUAAAUUGUUCUUUUAAAGCAAUGAAUAUGUCUAGAAAAUGCGCAAAAUAUGCAUUCUGUGUGAAUGGUUUCGUUUCAGUUUUGACGUAACCAAGAUCCCGGCAUUGAACAGCGCAGCAGCGCCACAUCUCGUGGGUUCAACUGGAUAGGCUAACAAAACAUUACAAUGCAACAAUGACACUUACAACAUCAUAAAUACAGAAACCGUUGUAUUGCCCAGGCCUACUCUGACUCCUUUACCAGUGCGCUGAACUAGAGCUGAUUGAGAUGCACUCAGAGAUUUAUUUUGCAUUUAUUUUUCUUUCUAUUAAUUAUUCUUAUCUUAAAAACAGGAAAAACUGCAACUGAGAUCCUUGUGACACACUUUUAUAAAGAUGGCGAUUAUUAAAGAAGAGAGUGAAGACAUGAAGAUAGAAGACACAUUCAGAGUGAAACAUGAAGAAACUGAGGAACAAACAAAGAUGGUGUUUAUUAAAGAAGAGAGUGAAGACGUGAAGAUUGAAGAAACAUUCAGAAUCAAACAUGAAGAUAUUGAGGAACAAACAGACCUGAUGCCGUUAAAAGAGGAGAGUCAAGAUCGUAAUGAAAUGGAAGAGAAAGAUCAGUACAAGACACUUCAUUAUGUCAUAACUGAAGAAAAAUCUUUUAGUUGCUCACAGACUGAAAAAACUUCCUCACGAAAAAAGGCUCAAAAGACAGGGACUAUAGGUAAUUUCACAUGCCAACUGUGUGGACUAAGAUUCAAUAAGCAUGGAAACCUUGAAGUCCACAUGAGAGUUCACACGGGAAGGAAGUUUUACCCCUGCCAACAGUGUGGAGUAAUUUUCAAUCAACAAGGCAACCUUAAAGUCCAUAUGAGAAUGCACACUGGAGAGAAGCCUUACACCUGCCAAGAAUGUGGAAAGAGUUUCAGUAUACAAGGAAACCUUAAAGUCCACAUGAGGAUUCACACUGGAGAGAGCCCUUUCACCUGCCAACAGUGUGGAUUACGUUUCACUCAGAAAGGAAACCUUAAAAAACACAUGAACGUUCACUCCGGAAAAAAGCCUUUCACAUGCCAACAGUGUGGAAAGAGUUUCAAUCAAGAUGGAAACCUUAAAGUCCACAUGAGAAUUCAUUCUGGGGAGAAGUAGAAUAAAGAAAAGUAAACAUUUGUACAUUUCUGAAGUUGUUCAUAUGUAAAACACAUGUAGAAGCUGUACAUACACCCUUGAUGUACAUUGAUGUUUAUGCAAAUGCAAGUAUGCUAGACCAUCUUUAUGUACUAAUAAACUUAUGAGAUCAUGUUACACAUAGCUUGUAACAGGAAGAUCUAUAA
Messenger RNA from Ctenopharyngodon idella (grass carp), 1683 nucleotides. RefSeq names its product gastrula zinc finger protein XlCGF49.1-like. Lineage: Eukaryota; Metazoa; Chordata; Actinopteri; Cypriniformes; Xenocyprididae. The record is from RefSeq and is a predicted model, not a curated record. Gene Ontology annotation, biological process: regulation of DNA-templated transcription. The transcript is spliced from 2 exons. Bases 740 to 1498 code for a protein of 252 amino acids. Gene Ontology annotation, molecular function: DNA-binding transcription factor activity, RNA polymerase II-specific; RNA polymerase II cis-regulatory region sequence-specific DNA binding.